AUGAAAAACUCCAAGUCACCCACCACCACUGCUGGACUUUUGAUACAGCACACGAAGAGUUCCGAUCGUCAUCAACAUCCUCAUGAUGAUGAUCUAGUGAAUAUAACUGAAGAUGAUGCUAUAGAUGAUCAUCAUACUUCUUCGUUUAUGAAAAAUUCGGUACCUACAAUCAAGGAUGACCAUCCUUCCAGUUUGGUGGAUUCCAUUGACAGCCAACUUUCAAACCAUUUCGUCCCUCUGAUCGAGAAGUUACAGAAUGAAAUUGUAGAAUCAAAGGCUAAAAUUUGUACUAUUAUUGAUGGAUAUGAAAACAAGAUUGCUCAACUGAAAACGAGCAUAAACAACACUCCUAAUGAUGCCAACAAUACAACAACCACCCUAUUACAAUCAUCUCCUUCAUUGUUGGAACCACAUACCUCUGCAUCAACGCUACAUUCGGAGGGAUCACCCUACUUUCUAACUUUGCGAAAGUCUAUGGAAUUUCAUCAAGAACAACUAACUAGAUCUAGAUUGGAGAAAGAAAAACAAACUCUUCAAACCCAAUUGAAAGAAAUGGAAAAGAAUGUAGAUAAAAUUCAAUUUUCAAAUACCCAAUAUCAACGAAAUUUGAAAAACAUCGAAAGGGAGAAGGCUGAGUUGGAAAAACAAAUUAUCUCUUUGGAGAAAAUCAUUCACCAAAACAAUGAAAAAUAUCAAAAAUUGUUGGUACAAACUAGAAAAGAGAAAGAAAAGCUAUUAGCUGAUAACAGAGAGGAAAUACAAAAUCUUGAAAACAAUUAUCAAGAAGAAAUAAGGCAGUUACGACAAGCUAUUAAAAAGGAACAAGAAAAGACGUUAUCCUAUAAGGCUAAAUUUGAAGAUGCAGAAAAACAACUUUCUUUCCUUCAACAUGAAACUAAAUUGAAAAUUCAAGGAUUGGAGUCUGAGAAUAGACGACUUCAAUCAGAUCUCAAAACAGCCAAACAAAUGGAAGAUUCAAGCAACAAGUCAUCUUUAACAGCAGCCACCAAGUCUUCCAAUAUGUACUCGAGUGUAGAUCGAUUGGAAAGCCCAAGAUAUUAUGGAAGAUAUAACCCAAAUGUGUAUUAUUGA
Naegleria fowleri is the source of this 1092-nucleotide messenger RNA. RefSeq lists its product as uncharacterized. Lineage: Eukaryota; Heterolobosea; Eutetramitea; Acrasida; Naegleriidae. The record is from RefSeq and is a predicted model, not a curated record. Bases 1 to 1092 code for a protein of 363 amino acids. The transcript has a single exon.